Molecule: messenger RNA, 972 nt
Organism: Triticum dicoccoides
Lineage: Eukaryota; Viridiplantae; Streptophyta; Magnoliopsida; Poales; Poaceae
Product: E3 ubiquitin-protein ligase RMA2-like
Exons: 2
Coding region: 140-826 (228 amino acids)
Biological process (GO): ubiquitin-dependent protein catabolic process
Cellular component (GO): endoplasmic reticulum
Molecular function (GO): ubiquitin protein ligase activity
Source: RefSeq, a predicted model, not a curated record
UCAAGCAAGAAAGAUGCACAUGAACUCGCAAGGAGGGAGGACGUGCUAUAUAUGAAAAGCAGACCCCAGCACACGUAUACACGCAAGAGGAAGAAGAACCGAAGUCGAUCCUCAACUGCGAAUCUGUUGUGAUCUUCUAAUGACGGAGCUGACCAAGGAGAAAUGCCGGACGGCCGACAAGCUGCAGGAUAGCAUCGGUGAUGGCACCGUCGGAGUGCCUGGCGGCGCGACGGCGGCGUGCUGGGACUGCAGCAUCUGCCUGGAGACGGCAUCGGAGCCGGUGGUGACGCUGUGCGGCCACCUCUACUGCUGGCCCUGCAUCUUCCGCUGGCUCACCACCUCCUCCAGGUCCAAGUCCCGCGCCUCGUCCUCGGCGCGCUGCCCCGUCUGCAAGGCCGCCGUCUCCGAGGACCACCUCAUGCCGCUCUUCGGCCGCGCUCGUGCCGCCACCCUAAUCCCGGCCGGAGGCAGAGGAGGCAGCGUCUGCCAGGUACCGCGUCGUUCGCCGGUGCCGGGGCCGAACGCGGAGGAGCGCCUUCAGGGGCCGGACUUGCACGACGGCGGCAACUUCUACUACUACGAGAAUAUUGGGAUCAAUGGCCUGGACUGCUCCAACGAGGAGCGCUUGCUCGGCGGCAUCGCGCUGGCGGUGCUACUCCCAUGGGCGACGAGGGGCGGUGGGACUGGGAGGCCGCCACCGCCGUCGUUGUACCGCGACGGCGAGGGCUGGAGGAUGGCGCGCCAGCAGAGGCGGGUGGCGCGCAGGUUGCGGCAGAUGUGGGUGUUCCUCGCCAUGGUGGCGUUCCUCUGCUUCCUUCUUCUUUGAGGCUGUGCAGAAAACGAUGUAGUUUUUUUUUUUGAACUGGCAGGAGCGUUGCAUUUUCAUUAAAAGGAAAAAAUAUACACAUUAGCAUGUUUAUAAAGGAGUACAUGCCGGAAAACCGCAUGUGAUCUACUCCCUCCGUUCCUAAA